AUGUUGGUGAACGACAGAUUUGAGGUCACAUUCAGCCCUUUGUAUUUUGAUACAGUCUGGCUGUGCAAGCUGCAGAGUGUCUCCGAGCUUCCCCCCACCCCCGCCCCCGACCGCAGGCCGACGGCCGCCCCUUUCCCAGGCCUCCCAGGCGAGGCCCCGCCCACAGGUGGCUUCCCGGGGUUGGGGGGAUGGUGGCGCGUCAGGGUCUCCCGGCGCCGCAGCUUGAGUACCGGCUACCCCGGACGGGGGGCGCCGCCACUGACCUUGGGCGGGCGGCCGAGGGGGCGCGGGGCCGAACCGCCGCAGCUCGCACCCCGCUCCCACCUGUGUCCCCUCCAUGGCGCCGCCGUCCGGGGCCCGACCCUCCCGCCGUGUCUCACCGACGGCUUGAGACGUCGCGGGCUCUCCCUUCGCGCCGCGGGCGCCGUUCCCACGACACCUGAUACCUCCGGGCUCUUCGGGGCUCGGUUCACCUGCGGCCGCGGCGCGCUGAGGGGGGAGCGGGGCGACGGCUAUAAGGCGACCCGCUCCACCCUCCUCGGGUUUCUCGGGCUGGCCAGGAGCUGCGGACCCGGGAGGUGCGAGUGCGUGGGUUCCCGGCUUCCACUCUCUGCUCGCGGGGGUAAAAGAGACAGACUGGAGGUAAAGUGCCUGGAAGCGGUUAGUGAAGAAGCAGAACCUGUGAAUAUGGAGAGCAUGGGUCAUCCAGAAAUUUAUCCUUUAGUGUUGACUAACAAGACCCAGGAGAUAUUUAACUGCAGAAUAGAUGAAGAUAUCACAGAUGAACAACCUUAUAAACUUAUCAAAAAAGAAGAUAUUUUUGCAGACUUUGAAAACAGAGCUGCAGUAUCUGAUUUCUACCCAGUCAAAAAAAUUAUUCAGGAAUAUCCUGGAGACGAGCUUCUCCUUGUUUACGACAAAGACUUCAAAUAUGGACUUAACUUUUAUCUUAUUGGAACUGAAGAGGGCAAGGAAAACUAUUUAAAUCCUCCAGAAGUUCCAGAAGAGCAAGAAGAAUAUAAAGAGCGUAUUCCUGAAGAUAUAUAUAUUUAUAAGCCACCUAUCUCUAAACCAUGGGUUUCUUUGGGCAGUGAAAAAGAAAUUGAGGAAGAAUCGGUUAAAGAAUCCACAAAAGAGAUUACAUAUAUGAUUUCUCGAAAACGAAGUGAAUUUGGUGCCCCAGUUAAGUUCAGUGACCAGAAUGCUUCCAGCGUAAAAGAUGCCUAUAUUGAAUGUACAGCCUACCCAGAUAAAAAUUUUACCCUUAAGCAACUUGAGAGAGAUGUUGGCAUGCAAGUAGUCCCCAAAAUCAAAGACACAAGUACUCAGACGAGAUGGACAUAUCCCAAAAAUGCUACUACACAAUAUUAUCCAAGAGAAUUUUCAGAAGAAGAAAAAGAGGCACUGGGACAAUCAAAGACUUUGACUGAGUUUCUUAACAAUGUGUCUAUAAGUGUUGAAAUAGCCCUGCAGCAAAAUGAAAUCAUGAAUACAUUUAUUAAUGACUGGAAAAGCCUGGCAGAAGAAGAAGGCACCUUUGGGGACAAGACUGAUACCCACCUGAAAGAGUACCAGUCCUUUACUGACCUGCAUAACCUAACAGGGAAGAUGAUCACCUGUGUCUCCUGGCAUCCGAUCAUCUAUGGGCUAAUAGCUGUGUCGGUGGCUGUACGACUCUCCUUUGAAGAGAGGGUCCACUUUUCUGGUAAACUAUUGCUGCAACCAUCACUGAUUCUUUUCUGGAGUUUCUCCGAUCCCAUACAGCCUCAGUUAAUGCUGGAAAGCCCAGAUGACAUCUUCUGCUUCCAGUUCUGUCCAAGUGACCCUAAUAUCAUUGCUGGAGGGUGCAUAAAUGGGCAGAUUGUCAUGUGGGAUAUUACCGCACAUGCAGAUCGAAUAGAAAACAUCAAGGCAGGUGGUAGUAGAAGUAAAAACGUCACACUCAAGCCUAUGUUUCUCCUUGAACCAGAGACUAAUAAAGAAGCAAUGUAUAUCAGACACUGUGCAGUCUCCUCAAUAGAAAAUGGACAUAGGAAAGUUAUUACAGAUAUACAUUGGCUGCCUGACACAUUUGAGAUUAACAGAUUGGGAUCUGUCUUUGAAAAUCGAAGUGGAAUAUCCUGUCAACUUGUCACUUGUUCGGCAGACUGUACAAUAUGUUUUUGGGAUAUCAGACCUCAGAAAGCCUUAACCCCUCAACCACCAACAAAGAAAAACAAAGAAGAAAGUAUUGAAGUUCCUUUUGAUGUACCAUCCACUUUUUUGCAUCUAAAUCUCUCCUGGAAACCUCUUUCUAAGAUAAGGCUGUCUAAAGGUGAAACAACUUUAGACCACUGCCCAACCAGGUUAAGCCUGAGUGAAGACAGUCUUCUUUACAAAGCACAAGACAAAAUGUUAGCCCAAAGCAAAGCAAUGAAAGCAGGAGAAAUGAACCCAUACCAGAAUCUGGAAGGUGGGUUGGGCAAUCAUCUCAAGCCAAUAGAUGACUUCUGCACCAAGUUCUUUGUGGGAACAGAGGAAGGUGAAGUGAUAUACACAGACUGGAAAAUGGAAAGAGACCCUGAAACUGGCCGAGUUAUGACAAAGAAGCCCUUGAGCCUCUACACAGUCCAUGAUGGAGGUGUCCACACGGUUCAGAGAUCACCUUUUUACAAGGACAUUAUCCUCACUGUUGGGGGUUGGAACGUGGCCAUCUGGAAAGAAGGUAUUACGACUGGACCCCUCCUUCAGUCAUCCUGUGCACCAAAAAGGUACACCUCAGGGCACUGGUCCCUGACAAGGCCUGGAGUCUUUUACAUUGGCCGAGAAGAUGGAUACAUUGAUAUCUGGGACCUUCUGGAGAAAACCCACGAACCAGCCCAGUCACAAAACAUCUGUAUAACUAUGAUCACAUACAUCAAACCCUGGACAUUUUCUGCUAAGCAGCAAUUUAUAGCCAUAGCUGAUUAUUAUGGAACAUUGCAUAUAUUGGAAAUUCCUUGGACACUAAGUCGCCCUUCCACCAAUGAGGUAUCAAGUAUAAGCCAUUACUUUGAAAGAGAAGUCAAGCAUCUGGAAUAUGUAGAACAGCGCAAAAAAAUUCGGGAAGAAGAAAAGAAAGAAAUGGAGCUGGAAAUGGAGAAGAAAAAAGUUGAAACGUAUCAGAAGUCAAAAGAACAAUUGGAAACCAAAUUGAAAAUGGACUACGAGAGUUAUUUGGAACUGGAAAAGAACAUCCUCAUCAAUCUUGGUCUAAUCAAAGUGGAAGAGACAACGUCAAACAUGGAAAUGAUAUAG
Lipotes vexillifer (Yangtze River dolphin) is the source of this 3276-nucleotide messenger RNA. RefSeq names its product dynein axonemal intermediate chain 3 (gene DNAI3). Gene Ontology annotation, molecular function: dynein light chain binding; dynein heavy chain binding. The transcript has 24 exons. Bases 1 to 3276 code for a protein of 1091 amino acids. Lineage: Eukaryota; Metazoa; Chordata; Mammalia; Artiodactyla; Lipotidae. Gene Ontology annotation, biological process: inner dynein arm assembly; cilium movement involved in cell motility. The record is from RefSeq and is a predicted model, not a curated record. Gene Ontology annotation, cellular component: inner dynein arm.